Messenger RNA from Dendrobium catenatum, 1254 nucleotides. RefSeq lists its product as uncharacterized. NCBI's taxonomy places the organism in Eukaryota, Viridiplantae, Streptophyta, Magnoliopsida, Asparagales, Orchidaceae. The coding region runs from base 1 to 1254 and encodes 417 amino acids. The record is from RefSeq and is a predicted model, not a curated record. The transcript has a single exon.
AUGAGAGCGAAGUUUGCGUGGAAUCUGGUUCUUAAUCCUAAUUCCUUGUUAAAUAGGAUCCUAAUUGCUAAGUAUGGAAAUGAUUGGUGGAGAAGUGAUUCUUGGAGAUGUGGUUCUUCUUCCUGGAAGAUUAUAGCUAGCGGUUGGAAGGACUUGAAAGGUUUCAUAAGAUGGAAAGUUGUGAAUGGUAGGAGCAUUAAUGUAUUAAAGGAUGUAUGGAUCUUGGAAAAAUGUUUGAAUAAAUGGCCUACUUUUGUGGCUGUUUUUGAAGAUGACAACUCAACUCUUGAUUGCUUUAUUCAAGAAGGGAGCUGGAAUAGAGAGAAACUUCCUCUAUUUUUUGGGGAAGAUUUAGUUAAGCUAAUAUGUAAUAUUCAGAUUUGUCAAGAUUCAGAAUCAGAUUAUAUGGAGUUGAAAAGGAAAUUGUCGGGGAAAUCAAUUUCUUCUAUGUUAAGAGAAGAAAAUGUGAGGGAAGUAGCUGUGGUGGAUCAUAAUGCUUGGAUUCAUAAAGUGAAAAUGAAUGCAAGAGUUAAGUUAUUCAUUUGGAGAUUGAGAAAAGAUGCAGUUCCUACAGCAAAUUUCUUGAAGAAAAGGAGGCUAAGUGGCUGCAACUUAUGUCCUAGAGGCUACCGGGAGGUGGAGCAUGUAGAUCAUAUUACUUCUAAAUGCUCAAAUCUUAUUGAAGUUAUCUGGAAGCUAAGAAGAUGGGGAUUUCCUGUACCGAUUUUUAGUUCAUUUCAGCAUUGUUUAAAUGAGAUAAAAUCUGUGUAUGAAGAUAAUAAAUUACUGGUGAAAUUAUAUUUUGCUUUACAAUGGUAUUCCUGGAAUAACAGGAAUAUGAAGAAGCACAGGAAGGCUGAAGAUAGUGUAUCAAUCAUUGCAGGUAAUGUGAUUAGCUUUGUUAAUAUGGAUAAACUCAAUAAAGAUAUCUCGGAUUACUGGGAUGCCGGUCGGUCUUUAGGACAGUUCUACGAUUUCUGGUGUCCUCCCCCACCCGAGUGGUACAAAAUAAAUGUUGAUGCUGCAUUGAAGAAUAACUAUGAAGCAACCAUUGGAAGCAUUGUCCGGGACUGCAAAGGAAGAUUUAUGUUGGCAUUUGGCUUUCAUGGAAUACAUUGGGAUAAUUCUCAGGUUGAACUCCUUGCUUUCAGCUCUCUUAAGGAGGUUUUGAAGGAUUAUUUUUUUAAUAUUAAAGGUAUUAUUUUUGAAGGAGACAAUAAGAAUGUGAUCCUAUUCCUUCAAAAUGCAAACUGA